Messenger RNA from Paramecium sonneborni, 4104 nucleotides. The record is from the annotation of a GenBank genome assembly. Lineage: Eukaryota; Ciliophora; Oligohymenophorea; Peniculida; Parameciidae.
AUGAGUCUUACAAAAUAAGAAAAACUUGAUACAAAGAGAAUCAGAAUAUCAGCAAAAAAGAUCCCAUAUGCUACAUUCCUAAAAAACAAUAAAUUUACAUGCUUAAUUAAUGAAAAUCAAAAUUUUCCAUCAUAAGAGUCCCUUGAUAAAUCUAAGAAUAAUUGUGUUUCAACAGAUAUAAAAUAAAAGAAAGAUCAUAAAUUUUAUUCUAAUUAUCUUGGUUAAAACAAUCGAUGGAUUUCAAAAUUGUUUUUUUUACAUUACACUUCUUAUGCUUUACUCUUAAAAAGCGAAGUUUUAAACAAAAGACUUAAAAUUACAGAUAAACAUCUACCAAAAUUAUCUCCUGAAGAUGAUUUAUUUGAAUAAGUAUAAAAUUCAUAAAACAGAAUUUAAAAAUUAAACCUAAUAAGUUUUUCAACAUUAGUUAAGCUGAUAUUUUUUAAUGAAUUGAAAUGGAUAACAGGAAAAUGCAUUGUAGCAUAUGUCAUAGAAUCAAUUUCAAAAAAUGGAAUUUCUUUUAUAAUGAGUUUUGUCAUAGUUAGUGUAUCACAACAUGAUUAUGAUAAUGCUCAUUAUUAUGGAAUGAUACUAGUAAUAUUAAAUUUGAUAUGUUUAUUGAGUAGACAUCAUGCUGCCAAUUAUUCAGUUAUAUUUUCUACGAAAGCUCGUCUAAGUUUAAUAAAUUUAGUAUAUAUAAAAUUGAUUGGAUUGAAUUCUUAUUCUUUUAAAAAAGCAAAUAUAGGUAAGAUAUUAAAUAUAGUAUCUGGAGACAUUAAUACAUUAGAAUAAAUGUUUAGUAUGAUAUUUCCAAGUAGUGUUGUAAUUAUCUCAAUGUUUUUUGCUUGUUUUAUAUUAUGGAAUAGAUUUGAUGGUAUUAUUGGUUUAUUGGCAGUUCUAUUAUUAUUUCUUGCUUAUCCUAUUUAAAUCAUAAUAUAAUCAUUCAAUUAAGAAACCUUAAAAAAAGCUAAGCUUAAUUAAGAUUCUAGAUUAAGAAUUACUAAUCAAUUCAUAGAAGGAAUUAGAUUAAUUAAAAUGUAAGCUUGGGAAAAAGCUUUUUAAAAAAUGAUAUUUGGGAUUAGGCAACUAGAAUAUUUUAAUUUAUUAAUAAUACUUAUAAGGACAGCAGUAGAUAGAUUAUUUUCUCAAACUUCCCACAUUUGGACAAGUCUAUUAUUUUUUAUUCUAUUAUAUUAUGGGGAUUUUAGAAAUGGAAUGAGAAUGGCUGAGAUGAUUUCUACAUUAUAACUUUUAAAUGUAUUAAGAGUUUCAUGUAUCUAUAUGGUUUCAAAUGGAAUAUAAGCUUUUAUUUAAAUUAAAGUUACUUUUGAAAGAAUUUCAAACAUUUUGAAUCUAUAAAAUUUUGAUAUGCAUAAAAUUGAUGAUUAUUAAUUUGAAAAAUAAAAUAACAAUGAAAAAGAACAUAAUAGAAUAUAAUUAAUAAAUUUUAGUGCAUAUUGGACACAUUAAGUAUCUGAUUAUGAUAAAGCAAUUUUAAAAGACUUGAAUUUAAAUAUUAAAGAAGGUGAAUUAUGGGCAAUUAUUGGUAGAGUUGGAUGUGGGAAAUCCACUCUUUUACAUUCAUUAUUAUGUGAAAUUCCAGCUUAUAAAGGAAUCAUGUUGUUUGAUGGAUAAAAACCAUAAUAAAACAAAUUAACAAUUGGUUAUGUUGAAUAAGAACCUUUUUUAUUUCCAGAUACUAUAAGAAAUAAUAUUCUAUUUGGAAAAACAUAUGAUAAAACUUUAUAUUAAAAAGUUACUUAAGUUGCAUAAUUAGAAUCUGAUUUUGAAUUAAUGAAAUUUAAAGAUUAAACUGAAAUUGGAGAAAGAGGUAUUACACUUUCAGGAGGAUAAAAAGCAAGAAUCUCUUUAGCCAGAGCUUUAUAUUAAAUACCUGAUUUAUAUUUAUUUGAUGAUCCUUUAUCUGCUGUUGAUGCUAGUGUUGCUUAAAAUAUAUUUACAAUUGCUAUUAAAUAAUUCAUUUUUGAAUAUUAAAUGACUAUUAACCCUAAUAAACCAAAACCUAUUGUUAUUUUAGCAACUCAUUAAAUUUAAUAUGCAAUCAAAUGUGAUAAAAUUGCUAUCUUAAGUAAUGGAGAAUUAAUUGCUAAGGGCUCUUAUGAACAAAUCAAAUUCCAUUUAGAAAUGAUUAAUAAUGAUUUAGCUCAAUAAUUAGAUAAAACUUAAGAUGAAACUACAAAUUAAAAUAUUUUAGAAAAAUAACCUAUAAAUAAGAAAAAAGAGGAAAUUAAUUUGAUUUAAACUAGAAAUUUAACUGUUUUGGAAUCAGAUACAUAAUAAAUUAUUGAUUUAUCGGUUUAUUUUAGAUAUUUUAAAAAUUGGAAAGGCUAGGCUUUUAUUUUUGUUUUAGUUUUGGAGAUUAUAUAUGAAAUUUGUAAAAUUUUUUAUUAAAGAAUUAUCUCAUAAUUUGAAACUUAUGAAAAAAAUGGUUAGACUAAUUUUAUUUUUUUAAUGUUGUCUUGUUUAGUUAUUGGAUUAAUGGUUUGUAGUUUUAUUAAGUAUAUUAUUAGUAUUAAAUAAGUUUAAUCAACAACAUAAACCAUUCAUAAUCAAAUGAUUAAUUCUAUUUCAUAAGCUCCAAUAUCAUAUUUUGAUAUAAAUCCUUCAGGAAGAAUUAUUAAUAGAUUUUCCAACGAUUUAUCUUUAUGUGAUAAUUCAACAAACUUAGUUUGUUUAGAUAUUUUAGAAAUGAUAGGAAAUUUCUUUAUUGCUUUGAUAACCUUGGCUUUUUUAUAACCAUAUUUUAUUUUUGUUAUAUUCUUUAUAAUAGCCUUAAACCUUUAUCAAUAUAAUUUUUACAAUUAAAUUGUGAGUUAAUUGAAAGAAAAUGAAUUAAUUUAAAGAAGUCCAUUGUUUGAUUUUAUAAAAAAAACAUUAGGAGGUUCAAUUCAAAUUAAGGUUUAUAAAUAAUAAAACUAAUUUAAGAAACAAUUUUUAGAUUUAUCAAAUAUCUAUAAUUUAAAUGCUUUAACUUAUUUUUAUUAAACAAGAUCAUUUUGUUUUAAUAUAGAUUUUAUUGGAUUUAUUGCAUCCUCAAUCAGUUUAUUCAUAUUUUUAAAUAUGAAUUAUGAGGAUGUAGCUGUUUUCUCAUAAGGUGUAUUAUUAUUAACUACAUAUAAUGAUGGUUUAUCAUUAGGAUUAAAAUAAUUGAUAAAUUUUGCAACAUAAAUGAGUUCGUAUAAUAGAAUGUUCUAAAUAAUAGAUGUUGAAUCAGAGGCACCUUAAGUUAAAGAAGAAGAUUCAAAAUUAUCAAAUUUUCCAGAAUCAGGUAAUAUUAAAUUUGAUAAUGUUUAUAUGAGAUAUAGAUAGAAUUCAGAUUUAGUAUUAAAAGGAUUAACAUUCGAAAUAAAAAGUGGAUAAAAAAUUGGUUGUGUUGGUAGAACAGGAGCUGGGAAAUCUUCAAUCUUAUAAGCAAUUUUUAGAAUGAAUGAAAUUGAAGAUUAGUAAGGAUCCAAAAUAGAAAUUAGUGGAAUUAAUAUUAAAUUAUUAGGAUUAUAAAAAUUAAGAAGUAGUAUUGGUAUUAUUCCAUAAUCUCCAUUCUUAUUUAAUGGAAGUCUUAGAUCAAAUUUAGACCCAUUUGAUUAGUAUGACGACUAAGCUAUUUAGUAAGCAUUAUAAGUUUCAGGAUUAUAUGAAUAUACUAAAUCUUUUUCCAAUGGUUUAUUAACAGAUAUCAGUGAUAUUAAUUCAUUAUUUUCUGUUGGAUAAAAAUAAUUAAUUUGCUUAGCUAGAAUUUUAUUAUAUAAAAAAAAGAUCAUUGUUUUAGAUGAAGCAACUGCUAAUCUGGAUAUGAAAACGGAUGAUUUCAUUUAAAAUACGCUUAAAUAAUAACUUAAAGAUUGUACACUUAUUACUAUUGCACAUAGAUUAAAUACUAUUGCUGAUUAUGACAAAGUUUUGGUCAUUGAAAAUGGAAAUGUUAUAGAAUUUGAUGAACCAUUUAAUCUCUUAGCAUAAUCUCUAAAUUCAAUAAAUAUUGAUAAACAAACUUACUUUUCUAAACUUGUAUUGAAUACUGGGCAAUCUAAUUCUCAAGCUAUUUUUGAUAUUGCUAAAAAUAAAUCGACUCGAAGAUAACAUUGA